CGUGCAUGCAUGCGUUUAUUUAGUUCAGAAUUGUAAGGUUAUAUUUCAUAGUGUUUCGCAUUGAAAAACAUUGGAAUUAAUAUUACGAAAAAGAGUUGGAAAAUAAUAUAAGGAUGUCUUCCUGGAAAAAAGCAGCUAAAUCAACCCAAAAAACGCAUAGAGAACGACAUCAACCCGAAUCUCGUAAACAUUUGGGUCUUCUCGAAAAAAAGAAAGAUUAUGUUGCCCGAGCUAAAGAUCAUCAUAAGAAGGAGCGUACUUUAAAGUUAUUGCAACAACGUGCACUCAAUAGAAAUCCAGAUGAAUUUUAUUUCCACAUGAUCAAUUCUAAGGUAGAGAAAGGUAUUCACAGAGAAAAAGAUAAGGAUGAUGAGCAUACGCCUGAGCAAAUUAAAUUAAUGGAGACUCAAGAUAUCAAAUACAUUGCAUAUAAGAGAAACAUAGAAGCUAAAAAAGUUGAGAAGUUGCAGAGUCGAUUACAUUUAUUAGAUGCUGUUAAUGAAACAAAAAACAGUCAUACAUUCUUUGUGGAUAGUGAUGAAGAAGAAAAAAAUUUUGACAUUGUUAAAAAGCUAAAUACACACCCUGCAUUAUUGUCCAGACGUUCAAAUAGACCUAAUUUGGAUAAAUUAAAAGAGACCAGUUUUCCACAAGUCGAUGAAAAUACUCUUGCUAGUAUCGAACAGCAGAAACGCAUGGCUUAUAAGGAAUUAGAUAAGAGAAUUGAAAGAGAACGAGAGUUAACAGUAGUACAACAAAAAUUAGAAAUUCAGAGAGCUUUAGCUAGAGAGAAGGAAAGAAAACCGAAACAAGUUAAACCUGGGUCCAGAUAUUCUGCUCCAAUCUAUAAAUGGAAGUUUGAAAGGAAGCGAUAAUGUGCCAUUAUACGUAUAAGGUAUGAACUUCUCUGCGAAAGACUAAAAUUUAAGAUAUUAAAUUAUUUUAGUUUUUUCAUUGUUCACAUUAUGCAAUGUUUCAUUUAUGUUAUUAGAUUAUUAAGAUCAUUGUAAGUUAAUAUUAAUUAAAUGAAUAUUUGUAAUACAGUCA
Messenger RNA from Polistes dominula (European paper wasp), 1047 nucleotides. Its product is annotated as putative U3 small nucleolar RNA-associated protein 11. Gene Ontology annotation, biological process: rRNA processing. The record is from RefSeq and is a predicted model, not a curated record. Gene Ontology annotation, cellular component: small-subunit processome; nucleolus. NCBI's taxonomy places the organism in Eukaryota, Metazoa, Arthropoda, Insecta, Hymenoptera, Vespidae.